CCAUUUGAGGCGUUAUGUGGAAUUGCUUUAGUUCUCCAUCUAGGCCAUGUCCGGCUGCAUACCCCAUCACCGGCUGCAGCUGUGCACGAUCUUUGCCCUGUGUUUUGUCGUCUGCCAAUUUGUGCUUCUGCUGAUUCUGCUGCAGAGGGAAACCUUCAAGGGCAGACUGCUGCUUUAUAGGGAUCAUGCCAAAGAGGGACGUAUGUUGGGAUGGCGAGAGUUCAUUUCGCACACACCCGAACAAUCGACAGCGUUUUACCAGUACAAUAUUCAGCUAAGUGAUACAGUGGGUGCGAUACGAAGCCUGCCAAGAACUCGUCACGAAAGCUGCGAUUCCCUGCGCACCUACAACCUGCCACACUCCUCUAGGGCCAAGGUGAGUGUUGUCAUCUGCUUUCACAACGAGGCCCGUUCCAUGCUUCUGAGAACGAUCAUAUCCCUAGUUAGCCGUACGCCAGAGGACUAUCUGCACGAGCUAAUCAUCAUAGACGAUGCCAGUCGGGAUGUUUCCCUGAUUGAGGACCUGAAGGAGCUGAUGGUCAAAAUGUAUGCUACCCGGAGUCGCCUGACGCUGUGUUUCAUGCGCAAUCAUGAGCGCCAGGGCCUGAUUUGGUCACGCAACAUGGGAGCCGAGGCGGCCACUGGCCAUUACCUCCUCUUUCUGGACAGUCAUUGCGAGGUCAAUGAGGCCUGGCUGGAGCCCCUGCUGGAUCGACUGGCGAUGAACGCGACGCUGGCGGUCAGUCCGCUGCUGGACCACAUUGACCCCACAACCUUGAAGUACAGCAAGGGCAACGAGCUGCUGAAGGGUGGCUUCGACUGGAGCCUGCACUUCCACUGGCUGAAGCGCGAACUGUCGGCGAAGGAGGCGCCCGAGCAGCCCUACCCAAGUCCAGCCUUUUCGGGUGGCAUUCUGAUGAUCUCACGCGAUUGGUUCCUUAAGCUUCGGUGCUUCAACUCCCACUUGAAGAUCUGGGGCGGUGAAUCCAUCGAGCUAGCCAUUAAAUUGUGGCUUUGCGGUGGACAAAUUGAGAUCGUGCCCUGCAGUCGAAUCGGACACAUCUUUCGCCCUCGACAUGCCUUCGACUUUCCGCCACAGUUUGACCACGAGUCGAGCACCGCCCAGGCCACCUAUCUACACAACUCAAAAAUCAUAGCCGAGUCUUGGCUGGACGAGUAUAAAAAUAUGUUCUACGUACUCAAGCCGGCGGCCAGGCAGAUUCCAUUGUUUAACACCGUGCAGGACGUGGACCUCAACCGACAGAUGAAGCUGGAGCUACGCUGUCAACGCUUCGAGUGGUAUCUGCGGCAUGUGAGUCCCGAACUAAAGGCGCACUUUAACGAGCUCUCGGCAAUGGGCACUCUGAAGAAUGGUUAUCGCUGCCUGCAUACCAGACGCACGGACAGUUUGUCCAAGUGGGAAGUGAUCCUGGACAGCUGCUACCACAGCGACAUCACUGAGUGGAGACUGCUCCGCGAAAGCGGACAACUCAGCACUGCAACCGAACGUUGCCUCGGAGUGGAGAAGAACUCAAAGCCCCCUCUGCUCACCAUGAAACCCUGCAGCAAGCAUUCAACUAAGAUGAAGGCACAACGCUGGCUGCGACGGGGCACACAGCUGGUGCAUAACGAGACACAUCUCUGCCUGGAUAAUCCGCUCAAGAAUCAAUUGGUGCUGAGCCCUUGCCGAUCCCUUUCAGCAUCGCAGUCAUUUCAAUUUGCAUUGGAAAUGGAUAAGCAAACAUAAACGUG
Messenger RNA from Drosophila guanche, 1752 nucleotides. Its product is annotated as putative polypeptide N-acetylgalactosaminyltransferase 13. The record is from RefSeq and is a predicted model, not a curated record. The transcript is spliced from 7 exons. Gene Ontology annotation, cellular component: Golgi apparatus. NCBI's taxonomy places the organism in Eukaryota, Metazoa, Arthropoda, Insecta, Diptera, Drosophilidae. Bases 47 to 1747 code for a protein of 566 amino acids.